AUGGCUUCCCUUUUGCUCAGCGCCCUCACGCCGCCACCAGUCAAUACCUCACCCGACUACGAUGGCGUCGAGUAUAGAUGGAAGAUGUUCACAUUCAGGCCUGCAUUCUUCCAGUAUGAACCCUUCCUCCUCGUCGGUGUCUUGCUUUAUGUCGCGUUUCAUUUCUGGGGCAAAAAAGCGAACGAGACCCGAGUGAACACAUGGUAUGAAGCACAUAGACCGCUUCUCGAGGCCCAGUUCUCGAAACCCACAGACAGAGGUCUUAUACGUGAUGGAAACUCAGACUGGUUUAACUACUCCACUGGCCGGCGUGCGCUCACCUCCCUGCACACGAUCUUCACCGUGCGGCCCCGACACGACUUCUUCCAGUAUGCAUUUCAGAUCGGGAAAGGGCUCGUCGAGCUCGACUACCGGGUGUACGACGAAGUCGAGCUCGACUUCACCUUCAAGGAUUCAUCGGGGAAGGAAAGCACGGUGCCGGACUGUGUGUGGGCUGUUGUGGCCAAGGACGAAAUCAAGAGCAUAAGGAAGAGGAGAUGGGACUUGACCUUCACUAAGACAACCGACCAGCCUGGCCUCCCACCCUCGCUCACGGUCAUGUCCGAAUUCGCGGACAUCACCGCUAACCUCCUCAAGCCCCUCGGGCCGCUGAACCUGCCUGCCGUGCUCUCCGACCCGACGAUCCUGCCCUACUUCCGCUGCCUCUCGCUCACCGACCAGCCGCGCACACGCCCGUCCAUACCCGUCCCGCCCGCGGACCGCCGCAGGCACCUCACGCUCACGCUCGCGCUCCCUCCCGCGUCCGAGGCGGGCGCGACGCUCCCCCUGCUCGUAGCCGCGUUCCAGCUUGUCGACGCCAUUGCGGGCACGGGCAAGGCGGGCCUGCGCGGCGGGCUGAAUGGGCAGCUGCGCCCCGAGACACGCGUGAAGCUGCGGAAAAUCAGGGAGGAGGUCGACAAGGAGAUCAGGGAGGAUGCGGUGAAAGAGAAGCGCGAGGAGCAGGCAGAGGAGAAGGCGGCGGCGAAACGCAAGGCGGAGGAGGAGCGCCUGUCGCGAUUGAGUGCGGCGGACCAGAAAAAGGCUAUGGACCGCGAAAAGAAGCGCGCCAUGCGUAAGAGCCAAGGAAGGGUCAAGGUGCGGUAGCACACGCAUACUGCCGCAGAUCGACAUCUUGGUUUCCGGGUUAUCGCCACUUUGUUGUGAUGCAAGAACAUGGUAGAAUAAAUUAUGUGCAUCUAGUGUA
Messenger RNA from Postia placenta MAD-698-R-SB12, 1243 nucleotides. RefSeq lists its product as hypothetical. The transcript has 7 exons. Gene Ontology annotation, molecular function: calcium ion binding. Gene Ontology annotation, biological process: endoplasmic reticulum calcium ion homeostasis. NCBI's taxonomy places the organism in Eukaryota, Fungi, Basidiomycota, Agaricomycetes, Polyporales, Adustoporiaceae. Bases 1 to 1143 code for a protein of 380 amino acids. Gene Ontology annotation, cellular component: endoplasmic reticulum. The record is from RefSeq and is a predicted model, not a curated record.